AACAGUUGGCAAGUGGCAUAUGUAUGGGCUUUCAUAGUCAAAUUCAAUCAAUUAGAGAAGAUUCGUAAGCUUGAAUGUCUCGAAGACUUCGAACAAUGUCUCUCGGAACCCGUGGCCAAUAGACCAGACGAUGUAUUGGAAGGUGUCUUAGUUCGGUUCCUUCACAAUCUUAAACCGGGAAUGCGGAACCUCGACUGUACAAAUAUUCAACUUCACUUGUCGAUCUAUAUCCACGAGAUGCUUCUCAACUCCACAGAAUUCACAGUCUGGGAUCGUCCGUGGGCCCCUCACGAAGAAGCCAGAUCUGGAUGCUGUAACCCUUCUGAACAGAGAAAGGAAUUGGGCCGACUGAGGUAUGUGGGGGAACCGCUGGAAACGCGCACAUACAAAAAUCCGUUGAAGCAGGUCGAAAAGCGUGGGGGUGGUCUAUUUGAAUUGAAUUGGAGGGAAAGGGCAAAAUUGCUCAGGCAAAUGGUGGAUUGGCAAUUGGUUCAUGCCGAUAAUAUCCGAACGAUCAUCAAUCGGAAAUAUCGCAUCGGAGAAACCGGCCGCAAGAAGGCGGAGCCACACAUAGAAGAAGCUGAUAUCUUGAUUGAGCCAUUAGGUUUGGAUCGGAACAAGAAUCGGAUAUGGUCUUUGGAUUCCUCGGGGAGAUUAUACAAAUCCGGUAAUCCGUUCAAACGUCCCUGUCCUCUAUAUACCAUCACUUCCACCCGUACGGAAUUACAAGUCCAAUUAAACAAAUAUACAUCUUACGGUAAUCAGUCCAUCGACAGACCUCAAGGUUCUGGACCUAAAGCCAAGUUGACUCAGGCUGAAGCGGCCGCUCAUCGUAAACUUGUCAAAGGGGUGGAAGAGGAACGUAAAUUAGCGGAAAAGAUUGAUAUGUUAUUACCCGCUAUAGAGAAGGAAGAUGGGAGAGUACAGAGGGCUCGUAGAAAAAUUCAACAAGCGGCAGAAAUGGCAGAAAGAACAGAAUUGCGUUCUACUAGAACUCGUCGUCCGACUCGUAAGGUAGAUUACACCUAUGAUUCUGAUGAUAUUGAAGAUGAACCCCGUAAACGUGGUCGUAAAACCCAUGAAACUUAUUCUCCUGGUCCUGGUCCUUCUAUCCUCCGUUUAACCAUACCAGGUGAACGUAAAUCCACUCGGGUCAGUGCAAGGCGGAUGGAA
This is a messenger RNA of Tremella mesenterica DSM 1558, 1173 nucleotides long. RefSeq lists its product as uncharacterized. The record is from RefSeq and is a predicted model, not a curated record. The annotation marks the transcript as partial. Lineage: Eukaryota; Fungi; Basidiomycota; Tremellomycetes; Tremellales; Tremellaceae. The transcript has 7 exons.